This is a messenger RNA of Kickxella alabastrina, 1678 nucleotides long. RefSeq lists its product as uncharacterized. Lineage: Eukaryota; Fungi; Kickxellomycota; Kickxellomycetes; Kickxellales; Kickxellaceae. The record is from RefSeq and is a predicted model, not a curated record. Bases 96 to 1622 code for a protein of 508 amino acids. The transcript has a single exon. Gene Ontology annotation, cellular component: cytosol.
CGCUGGACCGCGCGCCGGCGACCAGGAGCGUGCUGGGGCGCGGCGCGCUGCGCUUCGACUCGGCGUGGGCGCAGGCGCAGCGGUCGGCGCUGGUGAUGCUGUUCGCCGGCGCGCAGGCGUCGACGCCGCGCUUCGUGGGCUUCUCGCACGCGGCGCUGCUGCGGUUCUGCGCGCAGCAGAAGGCCGACUUCCAGAUGCGGCCGCAGCUGCCGCUGGUGGCGUCGGUGCGGUCGUACAGCGGCUACGGGCUGCUGCACUGCGCGUUCCUGGGCGUCUACGUCGGGUGCGCGACGCUGGUGGUGCCGCCGCCGGUGUUCUUUGCGGCGCCGCUGGUGUGGUUCGACCUGGUGCAGCGCCACGGCGUCAAGGACGCCUUCGCCACGCUGCCGAUGCUGCAGCACGCGAUGAGCGCGCUGGCCGCCGCGCCGCCGCCGCGCGGUGCGCUCAGCCUGGCGUGCGUGCGCAACCUGAUCGUCGCCACCGACGAGCGCAUCGACCCGGCCGCGUGCGCACAGAUCCGCGACUUCUUCGCGCCGUUCGGGCUGGACGCGCGCGCCAUCAACCCGCUGUACGCCACGCAGAUGAACGCCUGCAUCAGCACGCGCGCGUACCUGGGCGUGCCGCCGCUGACGCUGCGCUUGGACCCGCACGCGCUGCGCCGCGCACGCGUCGUGGCCGUUGCCGCUGACGCCGCCGCCGACGCCGACGGCAUGGCCGCCGGGCUGCUGGUGCUGCAGGACUCGGGCAAGGUGUCGGGCAGCACCAUGGUGGCCAUCGUCGACCCGGCCACGCGCAUGCCGCUGCCGGCCGGCGCCAUCGGCGAGGUGUGGGUGUGCAGCCAGAGCAACGCGCUCAACCGCCGCACGCCGCUGCCUGGGCUUUCGAGCGGCGCCGUGGCGAUGCCGAUGCCGAUGCCGGCCGCUGACGAAGCCGCCACCGGCUUCCUGGCCACGUCGCGCGACUGCGAGUUUGUGCGCACCGGCGACCUGGGCUUCCUGUAUCUGCAGCCGGCCGACGAGGCUGCGGGCAGCGCCCCGCCCGAGCCGUACCUGUUUGUGGCCGGCAAGAUGGAUGCCACGUUCACCGUCGACGGGUACAUGUACUUCUACGCCGACAUUGAGCGCGCCGUCGAGGACCCGGCCGAAGACAUCCUCCCGGACAGCUGCGUGGUGUUCCAGACCACGUUUCCGCCGCUGGCUAAUGCAGACUCGUCCGCCUCUGCCGCCAGCUCCAAUUCGCUGCGCCUGGUCGCCGUCAUCAUGAUGCGCCAGAUGCCCACUGCCGACUCGUUCCUGCCCAACAUCGCCUGCCUGGCCUUCAGCAGCGUGCUGGACCGCCACCAGGUGCUGCUCGACGAGAUUGUCUUUGUGCCGCGCGAUGCGCUGCCCCGCUCGCGCAUUGCCGAGAGGCGCCGCCGCACUGUGCGCGGCAUGUACGAGUCGGCCAAGCUCAAUGCCUUUGUGAGCUUCCCCAUUUUGAACGCCACCACCACCACGUUGCCCUCGGGCGUGUCGAACCCAAACAACCGCCUGUCGUUCAUGGGUCCAGCCAGCCUGAACAUUUCUAGUUCGUUGAUGCAGCAGCAGCAGCAGCAUCAGCAGCAGCAUCAGCAGCAACGCUAAUCCUGUGUAUUUUUAUUUUUAUUUACAUCUCGAUCAGCCUUUUCGCAUCAUCGUCG